Aspergillus vadensis CBS 113365 is the source of this 730-nucleotide messenger RNA. RefSeq lists its product as uncharacterized. The annotation marks the transcript as partial. The record is from RefSeq and is a predicted model, not a curated record. The transcript has a single exon. NCBI's taxonomy places the organism in Eukaryota, Fungi, Ascomycota, Eurotiomycetes, Eurotiales, Aspergillaceae.
CACAGCGCCGCCAAGAUUGGAAACAAGUGUCACGCGGCAAAAAUGUCAAUUAUGACGUCGAUACCCGAUGGAACUCGACCUAUGUCAUGAUUCAGGACGCCCUCAAACUCAGCUCGGGCAAUUUGUUCGGAUACGUCCAGAAGUGCAGGCCCUUCAGCUUACCGCCGACGAAUGGUCGACACUUCAGCAAGUAGCCAAGAUUCUCAAGCCGUUCUGGGACCACACAAACUCCGUUUCGAAGUCUUGCCCAACAAUUGUUGGAAAGUCUACCGAUUUACUGGAGCCUGGACGACUUGUUGAAUGACGUUCGAAAUGCGGUGGGGGAUCUUGAAGACGUGAACAUUGAGGCACGCGAUGCGGUGGAAGGAGGGAUACGAAAGAUGAACAAGUUUGCUAGAAAAAUGGACGACAACCUUCUUUACUAUGUGGCUUCUGUGCUGGAUCCGCGCAUCAAGUCAUCUUUGAUUGUGUCUCUGAUGAGCGAACAGGAUUCGGGGCUUAUCGUCUCUCAAGUGCGGGAAUUUUUAAAAAUAUAGUACCCCCCAGAGCCAUCCGUUUCGCGUGAAGUUGACCAUCCACGUCCGCCGGGCAUGUCGGAAACAAUGUGGAGAACUCUAUGCAAAGUCCAGUCACCCAAAGAAGCUUCUUUGUCGGAUAUUGAUAAGUAUUUGGAUUCCCCGCUGGUCGACUAGUCCCACCAUAUGAUCAGUGAUGCGGAUGCAGAAUGGGU